AGGUUAUGACGUAGUUACGAUCGACCUUACACUUCUACACUCAUAAUUAGAUCAGACUUCUUCUCAAAACCUUCCAACAAACCGACAUAUUCUGCCGCUGUAACAAGAGGGAGCUGUCAUCAUGGGACAACUAUUCGCAAAAAAGAAACCAGUCUCGCGGAUAACAGAACAAGACAAAGCUGUUCUAAAGUUGAAACAGACGAGAGAUAAACUGAAGCAGUAUCAGAAGAAGAUUGUGGUGAAUCAGGCUAAGGAGAGGAUCCUGGCUAAACAAUUACUCGAUCAGGGGAGAAAAGACAAGGCGCUGAGGUUACUAAAGAAAAAGAAGUUCCAAGAUUCACUCCUUGAUAAAACUGACGUUCAGCUCGAUAACCUCGAUAAGUUGGUACAAGACAUAGAGUUUGCCCAAGUAGAGAUUCAAGUGGUAGAGGGACUGAAGGGAGGUAACGAGGCUUUGGAUGCCCUUCACCAGAUCAUGUCACUUGAUGACGUUGAGAAGAUUAUGGGAGAUACUGAGGAUGCUAUCGCUUACCAAAAUGAAAUAGAUGAUUUGAUGGCUGGUGGAGCCGGUGUUGAGCAACCUGAUGAGGACGAGCUUCUAGCUGAACUCGGGGAACUCCUUGGAGAUGAGGCUGAACAGGAGUUGCCUGAUGUACCAGUGUCGGACAUGGACCUUCCUGUGGCUCCAACACAUGAACUUGAGAAAACUAAAUCACGAGAUGAUCCAAGAACGCUAGUGGCGUCAUAAAUUCAUAAUCUGUUAUUUUUUAUUUCUUCCUUAGCUUCUUUCGAGUAUUAAAGAGUUAAAGAAUAUAGAUACAUCGACUAAAUCUUAUCGAUGUUUUAAAUCUAAUGAAUGAAAUAAUAAUAUAAUAAUAUGAACGAACACUGUUAAAUAAUUUUUCCUAUCAUCAUGAUGAAAGUUAGUUGUUUUGCUUUUGUGUGAAUGGGUUUGAUCUGAUACUGUAACUGCAAUUUAAAGCACAUAAUGUAAAUCAUUUUUCUUAAUUAUUUAAAUUACUUUUAGAUUACUUACAACUGGAUUGUGAUGAUUCUCGGACGUUCAAAUUUCGAAAAAAUAUUGUGUCACUGAAAUUUUCCAGUGGAGAAAUUACUGAGGUCAAGAAUUUUAUAAGUUCAUACAAAUUGAAGAUGUUUUUAAACUGCCCGAAGUGUGAUAAGAGAUUUUAUCCUAUGCUCAAUGCUCAUGUAGAAUUAAUCAUAAGUGUAGAAUUAAUCAUAAGUUUGUACAUAAUUUGAAGCAAUAGAUUUGCAUGGGUCCAAGUACGUGAAUUUUGAAGUAUAUUAUAUAAUGUAACGUAGCUUUGUGAAGUUGUAAUAAUCUGAUAGAAUUAAUUAGAAUGAAAAUGUAUGAAAUUUGAAUUAUUAUAUUAAGUCCUAAUUAAAACUUUAUUCGAAAAAUGUA
Messenger RNA from Bolinopsis microptera, 1426 nucleotides. RefSeq names its product charged multivesicular body protein 6-like. The record is from RefSeq and is a predicted model, not a curated record. Bases 122 to 748 code for a protein of 208 amino acids. The transcript has 6 exons. NCBI's taxonomy places the organism in Eukaryota, Metazoa, Ctenophora, Tentaculata, Lobata, Bolinopsidae. Gene Ontology annotation, biological process: late endosome to vacuole transport via multivesicular body sorting pathway; vesicle budding from membrane. Gene Ontology annotation, cellular component: ESCRT III complex; multivesicular body.